ACCCUGUACUUCCGCGGCUUUCGCAACUAGGUCCACAUCGGCUAUUCUUUGGGUCGACCGAGCGUCACAAUUAUUCUAUAUGUAGCCUAUCAUUCAUUCCACGGCCACUACUGCCUCAAGUACAUAUCCAGUAUCCCGUUGCGACCAUGACGACUCUUUUUACCAUCCCUAUCUCGUCUACAGGCGGAACUAUUGUCUGCUCUAAUCCCACUGCUUCAGACAAAGAUAAGAAUAUCUACCUUCUCACGUUCACCUCUCCGAAGGAUAACAGACUCACCCCAACAUUCAUCGAUGCUUUUAUACUCGCAUUGGAUAUCAUCGAGCAUAGAUACCCCAAGGGCGUGGUAAUUACCACUAGCGGCAUAGCUAAAUUCUACAGCAAUGGGUUGGAUCUCGAGCUUGCCCUCAGCACGGAGGGCUUCUUAGAUAACUGGUUGUGGAAGCUGUUUCGCCGGUUUUUGACAUAUCCUAUGCCCACCAUCUGCCUCCUGAACGGACACGCCUUUGCUGGCGGUCUCAUGUUGGCCAUGUAUCAUGACUACCGGAUCCAAAAUCCCUCAAAAGGUCUCUUGUGCAUCAACGAGUUGGAGUUUGGGGUCCCGCUCCAAUCGCCCAUGAUGUGCAUAUUCCGGGAGAAGUUGAUCCCAUCCUCUUUCCGGGAUCUCAUUCUUGAAGCCAAGAGGUUUGGAGGCCCUGAGUCCCUCAAGGCUGGGCUUGUAGACGGCCUCGGUGGGCUGGAAGAGGUCUUGACACUUAUCCGGGAGCGUGGGCUACAGAAGAAAGCGGCCACUGGUAUCUAUGGUACCAUGAAAGAGGAGAUGUAUCGUCAUUCCCUGGAUAUCCUGGAUGGUCACACUGCAAAUUUGGCUUGGAGGGAGCAAGUGGAGGAGAAAAAGGAUCAGGCGCAAAAGGAUGCCCUAAAAGCUAUUGAGGUAUUCGAGAAGCAGCGGAGUUCCAAGCUUUGAAUCUGCUUCAUGGUCUUUGAUCAAAUUCGGUAAAUAAUGAUGUCUGGCGCUGCGCAGUAGAGUAUAUGUCUCAUUUUUGUAAAUGAUUUUUUUUUCUUUUCUUUUCAUUUCAUUUCAUAUUUUUGACUCUGUCUUCGUUAGAGUAUAAUUAAAAGAUAUAUCAUCCGCUGAGGCGCUUGUGUCUGAUUGCACUUUGAACAGUAGAUCAUUGAUUUGCAACCUUCAACUCAUAGCUUGGCUAUGUUCUUAUACCUGCAUAUCGCCCCUCUUAUCAAUACCCGCCGGCUAAACUGAGUGUCUAUGCCCGAAAAUUUCAUUGCUAGAAGCAUUUGAUCACCUUUGUAAUGUGGUAGUGGAUCGCCACUUGAGGUUGUGGCAGCUGGGUGAGCAC
Aspergillus alliaceus is the source of this 1356-nucleotide messenger RNA. Its product is annotated as enoyl-CoA hydratase/isomerase family protein. The transcript has 2 exons. Gene Ontology annotation, molecular function: enoyl-CoA hydratase activity; delta(3)-delta(2)-enoyl-CoA isomerase activity. Gene Ontology annotation, cellular component: peroxisome. The record is from RefSeq and is a predicted model, not a curated record. Gene Ontology annotation, biological process: fatty acid beta-oxidation. Lineage: Eukaryota; Fungi; Ascomycota; Eurotiomycetes; Eurotiales; Aspergillaceae. The coding region runs from base 147 to 965 and encodes 272 amino acids.